CAGAUGGUCGCUGAACGAGAGUAUGCUGGAAAGUAUACCGGGCAGCCGUGGUGGCUGAUUAUCCUUCGCAGAGUCAACCUUGUUAUUAUCGGCUUGACCGGCUCAUUUGUAUUGUAUACUCGUUCCGCCGGCGCUCUUUAUUUCUCGGUGGGCGCUGUAAUAUGCAGCCUAGUGGUCAAGGCUCUCAAACGCGUCGUUCGCCAGCCAAGGCCUGUACUACGCAGCGACAGGAAGAAACCAGCUUACGGAAUGCCCAGCACACAUUCCGCUACCAUCACGUUCUUCGCCGUCUAUAUUCCCCUGGCCUGUGCAUAUCUCCCCAUUCACCCGUCGCUGCCUUCGGGGCAAGCCAUCCGGGUACUACCUCCAAUUCUUAUGCUCCCUUCCGCUGUCGUCGUCGCUGGCUCCCGUAUAUGGCUCGGUAAGCACACCCUGGCCCAGGUUGCAGUCGGAUGUUGCUGUGGUGCUGCCUUUGCUGUGGCAUGGUUUCAUCUAUGGACGCAUGGCGCAAACCAUUAUGGUAGACAGUUAGAGGAUCUGUUUCAUCCAUACACGCAUCUAAUAGUCUCGUAAUAGUUAAUUGUUACAGCAACGAUGUAUAACCUAUCUUAUCGG
Messenger RNA from Gloeophyllum trabeum ATCC 11539, 615 nucleotides. RefSeq lists its product as uncharacterized. Bases 4 to 573 code for a protein of 189 amino acids. The record is from RefSeq and is a predicted model, not a curated record. The transcript has 3 exons. Gene Ontology annotation, molecular function: sphingosine-1-phosphate phosphatase activity. NCBI's taxonomy places the organism in Eukaryota, Fungi, Basidiomycota, Agaricomycetes, Gloeophyllales, Gloeophyllaceae.